AUGCUCCGACUUUGCUUUGGCAUCCUUGUAAUUUUCGCAGUCGCUCAUGCUCAUUCGCAGUACAAAGCAGGUCGAUGUGGAAACGACAGUAACUUGGAUGGAUUCAAUGUGCCGCUAGAAGAGUAUAUCAAUUUGACAUUGGAAGUUACUAAGCUCAAGCAGAGAGUGGAGUACAGCUGCGGUUUGGCAAGAGAUGCUCUUAACAUUACUAAAUCAGAAUUCACCAAACAUCAUAUCUUCAUUGUUGUAGAUAAAUAUGUAAAGGAGGAUUAUAGAAAGAAUAUGGACUUACUUGCUUCAGAAUUUUAUGGUGAGAUUACAGGCCCUCUGCUGGAUCAGAAAACUUUUUUAGCUGCUCAAGAGCCCUCAAUUGCGCAAGAUUCCUCCGUUGCAGCACCACGUCCUGCUCAAAGACGUCGUUGUGGAUACGAUCUGAACACUCCACGAUUUCCUGCGACCGUUGAGCUGAGUCAACAUGGCAAACACCCAGUUUUGCGAUAUGCGAUCCCAGGACACCCACUGUGCUACACAUUUGAACAUCUGAGAACAAAUGCAGCAUACCAGGUCUAUAGAUGCACCGGAUGUCGGCUAGCUGUUGUCAGCAAAAACACUAUGACAGCGGUUAUUGACAACGAAUUUGUCGGUGAUCCACUCAGCCUUCCACAUUCGUGCAUACCGGCGAAGAUUGCUGAGGAUAAAGUUGAAAGACUAGUCUAUAAGGAAUGCCGUAGAAUUCGAGGAGAAAAAAGAGAAGUUGAACUAAGCACGCUUGUCGCAUGGCAGAGUAUGGAAGACCACAUUGAACAGUAUGAGGGCGAAGAUGAAAAUAAGAAGAACGACAUGCUUUACUAUUACCACAGGGAAGGAUUUGUGUCCCGACGAAGAACAAUAAGAAGAGCAAUAAAAGCAACGGAAGAUCCAAGCUGCUCCAUGGAACAUGUCUCAAGAAUACACUCAACACUCCGCAAUGGCUCCAGAUUCUUGCAAUAUCAGAGCCGCGACCUUCACAUGUACUAUACAGUGGACACAAUUGAAGUAUUGUGUUUACAAAUCGUCACGCAGAUGGACGUCUUCCAGAUGGCACAACGUCAGGGGUUGUACGCAUUAGUUGCUGACGGCGUACACGACCUACAACCCGACGCCACUAACAAAAUCGGGCAACUCUAUACCGUGCAUGGCAUUUGCAGUAACACUCGAGAUGUGACACUCUUGUAUGCCAUCACAACUAAGAAGAACCUCCGCACAUACGAGCUGAUAUUUCAACAAUUGAAGGAAGAGCCGGGGCUACCACUAACCUCAGAAUUGUGCUCGACUUUGAAAAAGCUUCCAUCAGCGCCGCACGUAAGGUCUUUCCUAGCUCAUCCGUGGAGGGAUGUGGCUUCCACCUCGCCCUUGCUUGGAACAGGAAGAAGGAGGCACUAG
Messenger RNA from Cylicocyclus nassatus, 1422 nucleotides. The record is from the annotation of a GenBank genome assembly. Lineage: Eukaryota; Metazoa; Nematoda; Chromadorea; Rhabditida; Strongylidae.